This is a messenger RNA of Penicillium brasilianum, 2946 nucleotides long. The record is from the annotation of a GenBank genome assembly. NCBI's taxonomy places the organism in Eukaryota, Fungi, Ascomycota, Eurotiomycetes, Eurotiales, Aspergillaceae.
CGGGGUAACACGUGUGUUAUCGUGAUUGGACCUUGCUAUCUGAUUGAAUAGCGGGGUUAUUGUGUCAAUCGUGCUCUUGUGCAAUGUGACAUACUCUCGAAAUCUAGGGAUAGUUUUUGUGCCAAUCCAAGCAACCUGGAUGCCUUCGCUGCGCAACCAAAUAUGACAGAGGCAACAAAAACGAAGACUCUCGCCGACAUAGGUCUUGAGACCAUGAGACUUUUCAACCAGGUCAAUUCUAUUGACCAACUUGCUGCAAAUCCAAGACACAGAGCAUGGCCCAAGGCCCAAUUUGCGGCAGAGGCCGAUCGUUUCGAGCUUUGGGCCGUGAAUCUAGGUCUUUUCGUAUCGGGGCAUGGGUCUCUGGAUUACCGUGUUAGGGAGGCAGAGAGCAUUCAACAUACGUUACAGAUGUUCAUGACAGCUCUUAAUAUUUCGUUGAUCGAAGUGCUGGAGUACGCCGCAGCGGAUAGCGACUCACCGACAACUGAGGCGCGAGGAGAUCCAACAGGCGACCCUUUGAACAUAGACUCCUCGGACGUCGAUGCAGAAUCAGAUAUAGAUUUCCUUCUGGACGAUAUAAAAGAUCCUAUUGACCGACUCUUCAAGCUGUCAAUAUGGAUCCGCAGUCCAUCAUCUAGAUUCGCGUCAUCAAAGGCGCUACGCCAUCGACAAAUCGAUCCAGAGUCUAAUGUUGACUUCCUGAAGGUUGUCGAGAAAUUUGACUACGAUUACGUUAGUUCACUAUUUUUGCAAUACCGAAAAUCAAGAGCUCGGACGGAGCAUCCAGAGGUUUGUCCGCCAGACAUGAAAUAUAGUGAUGAAAAUGUGGACGAUGUGUGGGAGCCGAUCUGGACUGUGCUGUUGCAACAUAAACUCAACCUCUUGAAGGACACCGAGUCUUUCCUUGUUCGUCGUAUAGCCUUCGCAAACGUCCGCCGAAGACAGCAAUUUUCGUACUGGAAGAAACAUCGAGGAAAGCUCAGUCAACAUUCAAAGGCAGCCACGCAGAUCAUAGAGGUACCCAAUGACAUGGCUCCAAUUCAACGCAACGUGGAUAUACCAGCCAAAGAAGCCUCGAGUUUCAUGAUACGCCCUUCUCAAUCUGUUACGACUGCUAGUCGUUUGAAAGUUCCUCAGUUGGAUGUCAGGGACGAUUUAUCUAAUGUGUCUGUUUCCGAGUAUGCUCCUUCACUCUGGCAGCCCGGCAAGGAGAUUGUGGAUUUUCCACCAGCACCACUCCUGGCGCCGAACAAAAAGUUCUUUGAAUGUCCUUACUGUUUCACACUGUGCUCAAGAAAACUCCUAAAUGAAAAAGCAUGGAAGGCUCACCUUAUUCAUGACCUACGCCCUUACAUAUGCACAUAUGAGGACUGCAGCAAUCUGGAUCAGCUGUACGACACCCGUCAAGAUUGGGUCGAACACGAGAAUUCUUCUCAUAGAAGGGCACUGUGUUGUCCAGCGCAUUCAGACCAGACUUUUUCCAAAACCGAAGAAUAUCAAGAGCACUUGCGCAACAGGCACAUCAACUAUGACGAUGAGAUCUCUAUGACCUCAAUCAGCCAUGCUAGCAUUUCAACAUUGACAUCUCCGGAUAGAUGUUGUCCGAUAUGCUCAUUAACUAUGUCUACCGCUACAGCAUUACAAGACCACAUUGCACUGCAUCUAGAGCGACUUUCAUUGUUUUCACUGCCAAGACAUGUUGGCGAGGAUGACAGUGACGUAAAUGACGCGGGUUCAGAUGAAGCUAAUUUUGCUUUUGAUGGCUCCAGAGAUGAAGACUUCGAGGAAGAUCUGGACCUCAUGCGGGAUAGCGAUAUACGACCAGAAUUGGCCUCUUGCUUCAGUUCGUUGCUGCUUACUCUCGAGGGCCAUUCGGACUGGAUUUCAUCGGUAGCCUUCUCGCCCGACGGCCGACUGCUGGCGUCGGGCUCCAACGAUAAGACCGUGCGGCUCUGGGACACGGCGACGGGCGUGCCGCUGCAGACUCUCAAGAGCCAUUCGGACUGGAUUUCCUCGGUAGCCUUCUCGCCCGACGGCCGACUGCUGGCGUCGGGCUCCAACGAUAAGACCGUGCGGCUCUGGGACACGGCGACGGGCGGCCUACGAGAGACUCUUAAGGGCCAUUCGGACUCGGUCUCCUCGGUAGCCUUCUCGCACGACGGCCGACUGCUGGCGUCGGGCUCUAGCGAUAAGACCGUGCGGCUCUGGGACACGACGACAGGCGGCCUACGAGAGACUCUUAAGGGCCAUUCGGACUCGGUCUCCUCGGUAGCGUUCUCGCACGACUGCCGGCUGCUGGCAUCUGGUUCUAUCGAUAAUACUGUGCGGCUCUGGGACCCGGUGACGGGUAACCUAAAGACUACUCUUUGGGGCUAUUCGGGUUGGACUUCCUCGGUAGCCUUCUCGCCCGACGACCGGCUGCUGGUGUCGGGGUCUAGCGAUAAGACCGUGCGGCUCUGGGACACGGCGACAGGCGGCCUACGAGUGACUCUCAAAGGCCAUUCGGACUGGAUUUCGUCGGUAGCCUUCUCGCCCGACGGCCGACUGCUGGCGUCGGGGUCCAACGAUAAGAACGUGCGCAUUUGGGACACCGCAACAGGCGUACUGCUGCAGACUCUCGAAGGCCAUUCGGAAUCGGUUUCCUCGGUAGCCUUCUCACCCGACGGCCGACUGCUGGUGUCGGGGUCCAACGAUAAGAUCGUGCGCAUGUGGGACGUAGAAACGGGCGCGCCGCUGCAGACUCUUACGGGCCAUUCGGAUCAGUAUAGUGACCAGGGAUCAGGGCUGGUGCGAGGAGAGUUAGCGGCCCAAGAGUCAGCUGACAGAGACGAGCAAGAGCAAGCUCGGCGACGGACUACCGUGGAGAGCAUUGCUAAUCAGCAUGGUGAGCCUUGAGAGUGGAGCCUAUAUAGUGGCGCUACUUGAGUUUGUGAACCCCCCCCC